AGACAGGUGUCAUAGCGCUUGUAGGUGCCGCAAUUGUUGCAACUUUAGUUCUCAUAAUUACAAGGGAUCGGCUUGCAAUGAAGAACCAAAUCAGUCGUAUGAAUUCAUUUGAAGACUGGAGAGAGAAACAACAGACAAUGGAAGAAAGUGUGCACAGUAGGAACCUAGACAAGAACCCACAAACCGAAGUUUUGGAGCAAACGGUGAAAAAUAUGGAGAAAGCAUUGCAGACAAUGAAGAUGAAAAUGCAGGAGAAGGAAGUGGAAAGUAAACAAGAAGUUGAAGCACUUCGUAAUCAGCUGAAUGAUGCACGUGCAUCUGGGAAAGUGUCAUCCCGGACGCAGAACGUCAAGGAUCCUUUACGAAUUACAAAGUGGUGGCAAGCCUCGUCUCUCUUGAAGUGGGACUGGGAGAAACCCCCGGAGUACACGUGUGGCAAGGUCGUGAUGAAGGGCAACUGGCACAUUUGUAAUGACAGCAAAUUUGAGGUCAAGCCACCGUGUCUAGUCUACUCCUUUGGGAUAUGGAAUGACUGGUCGUUUGAUGACGCAAUGGGAGCUUUUGGUUGUGAAGUUCAUUCUUUUGACCCAAGUAUCGGACUAAAGCCCUUCGACAGAAGCAAGAAUGUCCACUUCCAUGACCUUGGCCUCUCUGGGAAUGACAGCGACAUGUAUGUUCCUACUAAGGACAUAUACGUUAAAAAGACAACAACAUGGAAGAUCAGACGCCUCAAGACCAUCAUGGAGAUGCUUGGACAUACAAAUAGACACCUGGAUGUUCUAAAGAUUGACAUAGAAACAAGCGAGUGGCCGGCGGUGAAGGACAUUGUGGAAUCUGGCCUGUUCUCCAAUGUCAGACAGUUUUCUGUAGAGUGGCACCUGUUUCCAGAAUAUCCAAGUAGACCGGAAUUCAUAGGUUUUUAUGCAAACGUCAUGGCCAUGAAGGAGCAAGGAUUACGAACAUUUAGAUCCAGUUUCCAUACAAAAGACUACAGCGACAAGAACUUCCGCGUCCAGGCAGAUGUUAACUACGUUAAUACAUUGUAUAAAGGCAUUUAACACAGCAAUACGAUUAACCGUCUAAACCAGCUGUCCAGACGAAUGUUCUUGCUCACUUCCGGAAGUGAGCUGAAUAUGACAUAUUUGCAGCCACAUGAGCUACAGGUGUCAUGUAAUCAUAUAUUGAAGUCUGGCGGAUAUGGAGUUAGCCGGAGGUGUUGCAACUUCAAUAGUAGGGCCGCUGAAUCUACACAGGUUCUUCAUUUCAGAUUGCUUUGUACAUGCCUUACUAAAUGUAAAUGCAAAACUUG
Molecule: messenger RNA, 1309 nt
Organism: Haliotis rubra (blacklip abalone)
Lineage: Eukaryota; Metazoa; Mollusca; Gastropoda; Lepetellida; Haliotidae
Product: probable methyltransferase-like protein 24
Exons: 7
Coding region: 78-1058 (326 amino acids)
Source: RefSeq, a predicted model, not a curated record